AUGCCGUCGUAUAAGCUGAUAUACUUUCCAGAUCGAUUUCGGACCGAGGUAUGUCGUCUGCUCUUCGUGCUCGCCGAAGUCGAGUUCGAUGACCACCGUGUGGACUAUAUGGAAUGGUCGACGAAGUUGAAGAAAUGCUCGAAUGCUCCUUACGGUGAUUUACCAAUCUUAGAGAUUGAGAGCGAGGAAGGAAAGAUUAUUCUCCCUCAGAGUCGAGCCAUUCAACGGUAUUUGGCAAAGGAAUUUGGUCUAUAUGGAGAGUCAAACGAUGAGUCUGUGAUCAUCGAUGUAGUAACAGAAUGCUGGGAUGAAUUCCUAGACGCAGCAGCUAAGAUUAUGUUUGAAGAAGAACAAACCAAGAAGGCAUCGUUAGCUGAUGUGGCGACCUUCAACUAUAUAGACGUGGUGAAAGACUGGGUUGGUGAAGAGCUCUUCUCCUCUUAUCCUAAACUACUAGCUAUCAGAGAUAAUAUAAGCAAGAUAGAGAGCAUAGCAGCUUAUCUUGCAGGCAGACCUAAGUGUCUGUACUAG
Strongylocentrotus purpuratus (purple sea urchin) is the source of this 531-nucleotide messenger RNA. Its product is annotated as hematopoietic prostaglandin D synthase-like. Bases 1 to 531 code for a protein of 176 amino acids. Gene Ontology annotation, molecular function: glutathione transferase activity. The transcript is spliced from 4 exons. Gene Ontology annotation, biological process: glutathione metabolic process. The record is from RefSeq and is a predicted model, not a curated record. Lineage: Eukaryota; Metazoa; Echinodermata; Echinoidea; Camarodonta; Strongylocentrotidae.